AUGGACGAGGCCGCCGCGGCGAGAAUUCGAAAGGCACGAGGGGAACAGGACGAAUUCGCAAGACGAGCAGCCGUGGCGGCGAGGACGAACAAGGACAACAGCGCCGGGGGUCAAACAGAGCAGCGAGGUGGCAGCGGGCAGAGUGGUGCCAUCGGCGCGGACUGGAACCAGGGGCCUCUGCCAGGCUCAAGAUCUCAUCCUCUCAAGCAUGACCUAAGUAUCCACGCGACAAUGGACGCCAACGUCCAGAGACUCUUGAACGACAAGCUCUAUGACAAACGUAAAGUCGGAGCGCUCGAGUUGGAACGCGUCAUUCGGGAUCUUGUAGCCUCGAAAGACUACAACAGAGUUGAAGCGAUCCUCGAGCAGCUUUGCAACGAGUAUGCAUAUGCGGUUCAUCAGCCCCAUGCCAGGAAUGGCGGCUUGAUUGGCUUAGCAGCGGCUGGAAUAGCUCUAGGUUCAUUAGGCGCGGAUUCUGAACUGUCAGUGAAGAACGGAGCGGAACUCCUUGAUCGGCUUGUCAAAGAUAUUGUCUCCGAGUCGGCAGCCUCUUAUGUCUCUGUCCUCGAGACCGAGCCUGAGUAUGGCGGGCCAGAGAAAGACUUCAGCGAGGACCGACCUCGCCCACCAACUGCCUUCUCCCUGCAGCGGUUCAUCCCACUUCUGAAGGAUCGAAUAUGGGUUAUAAACCCAUUCACUCGCCAAUUUCUUGUAGGCUGGAUCACUCUUCUAGAUUCUAUCCCAGACCUUGAAAUUGUCACUUUCCUUCCCGGCUUCCUCGCCGGCCUACUCAAAUUCCUGAGUGAUACCAACAAGGACGUGCAAGUGGCUACACAGGCCUGCCUGAACAAAUUUCUCAACGAAAUCAAGAGGAUUUCUAGGGUCAAGAAGGGCUUGGCUGAGAGCAAGAAGUCUCGAGAGGGCGGCAAGAGGAAACGAGAGGACUCAGUCGAUUCAGGCAGCCUCCAGGAUGGCCUGCAGGAAGGCGACGAGAUUGACUCUCAGAUGUCGGGUGAUGACGACGAUGUGAGCGCCGAAGAGGACUGGGUGCCUGGGCAGGACGUCCACAUCAACUACCGAGAGAUCCUCGAUAUUUUGACGGCGACCUUGGACUCUCCACUAGAGGUUUUGCCUUUCACGCCCAAGGUUCUUGCGCACAUGUUGCCUGCCAUGGCAAGCGGCUCAGAAUCGAUUCGUCAAGCCGCAGUCCGGGUCAACAGUGGUCUGUUGGACUACGUUGUGUCGUUAUCGGAUGAACCCGAUAUGGGAACGCAGUAUCACCACCAAUCGCGCCUGCCAACGUUCGGAGAACGGCCGGAUGGCACUGUUAGUGCUCGUGCCUCCCUUUCCAGCUCCCGCGAGCUCGAUGUACGAAGUCCGACGCCCGCCCAUAAUCGCUCCAUCUCAACGCCCAGCGCUGUUCCGUCUUCAGCUCACCCACAGGCGGAUCUCGAUUACGCAGCUGCCGUUAGCGCUCUUACGUUGCUCUUCCUCAAUGACCACGAGGCUACGAGGGUGGCCGCCUUGACGUGGCUCAUCAUGCUGCAUAGGAAAGCACCGCGCAAGGUCCUGGCAUUCAACGAUGGAACCUUCCCGGCCCUGCUCAAGACGCUGUCUGAUCCAGCAGAAGCUGUCGUGACCAAGGACCUGCAACUGCUGUCGCAGAUUUCACGCAACAGCGAAGACGACUACUUUUCCAACUUCAUGGUCAAUCUCUUGCAGCUUUUCGCUACAGACAGAAAGCUGCUCGAGACCCGCGGAAACCUUAUCAUCCGACAGCUCUGUGUCAGUCUCAGCGCCGAGAGGAUCUACAGAACACUGGCAGAUUGCAUUGAAAAAGAAGAGGAUGUUGAAUUCGCCAGCAUCAUGGUACAGAUUUUGAACAACAACUUGAUUACCGCACCAGAGCUGGCAGAUCUUCGCAAGAGGCUACGCAAUCUCGAGACAAAGGACGGUCAAGCUUUCUUCGUAGCUCUCUUCCGCUCUUGGUGUUACAACGCCGUUGCGACAUUCUCGUUAUGCCUGCUGGCACAGGCAUACGAGCAAGCUUACAACCUCUUGCAGAUAUUUGCGGAGUUGGAGAUGACCGUGAAUAUUCUUAUUCAAAUAGACAAGCUGGUUCAACUCAUCGAAUCACCAGUAUUCACGUAUCUCCGCCUCCAGCUCCUGGAGCCUGAAAAGUUCCCAUAUCUCUACAAGUGCCUCUACGGACUUCUUAUGCUUCUCCCACAGUCAUCCGCCUUUGCUGCCCUCAAGAACCGCCUCAACAGCGUCAGCUCGAUUGGCUAUCUGCAUAUCACACCUCGACCAACGGCGUCGACGUCGGCUGGUGCGAAUUUCGACAGACCCAACAGGCUCAAAGGGCGAGAAGAAGCCAUUGUCAAGUGGGGCGACCUGUUGGAAAAAUUCCGCAGUGUACAGGAGAAAGCUCGGCGGACGCAGAGGCACGCCGGCGAGGGUCUCGACGAUGGCGCCCCGCUGGGUGUCGGUGAUAUUAGACUUGGUGACGGACCAGAAAUGAAGGGAGGAUCCAAAGACACCCGCAACAUGCCGGGGCCGCCAGUCCCGAUGAAAGACCCGUCUACGGUCCCUCCGCCGGCUGCUCCGGCUGCUAAGCGGUCCGGUCUCGGGAGGCAGCUGGGCAGAUUUGGUGGCGCUGUGGCCGGGAGGGGAAAGCGACCUUGA
This is a messenger RNA of Verticillium dahliae VdLs.17, 2685 nucleotides long. Its product is annotated as vacuole morphology and inheritance protein. Bases 1 to 2685 code for a protein of 894 amino acids. Lineage: Eukaryota; Fungi; Ascomycota; Sordariomycetes; Glomerellales; Plectosphaerellaceae. The transcript is spliced from 11 exons. Gene Ontology annotation, biological process: phosphatidylinositol biosynthetic process; positive regulation of kinase activity. Gene Ontology annotation, cellular component: endosome membrane; PAS complex; fungal-type vacuole membrane. The record is from RefSeq and is a predicted model, not a curated record.